UCAGGGGAUGGAAAUCGAGAGGAGCAGGAAAGAGCCUGGAGAAAAGACUGUCAUAUUUGCUUGGAAGAACCGCCAAAUCAGAGAGCAGGAAAGAUUUCAUUGGAGGAGCGCCUCCAAAGGCAACUGAUCCUGUCAUGUUGAAAGAAAAUUGUAAAUGUUCUCCCCAGAAAUUGUCCGCCCAUUGCAGCUGAUCGAACACACAAGCACCAAUACAGACACACUCUCUUGCUCUAUCAAGGCGCCCGGGAGAAGACUUACACGAGUCAGCUUUUGCGGACACACACACACGCGCGCGCGCGCGCGCGCACACACACACACACACUCGCGCGCCCGCGCGCCAAGCUGCGGGUUGUCCAGAGCCUGGAAACCGCAGAUUCCACUACGAAAGCUCCAGGGGCACUGGGAUAGGUGUCGCCUCCCAAACUAAAUCCUACUUCCCCAAACACUUUGGUGAAGAAAUGAAUCCAGUCCUUUUCGCCAGUGCCUCCAGGUCUGGGUUCUAUGUUGGACUCCAGACUCUUCGUGAAAGCCAGAGAGAAAGCGAACCGGCUGCUGGCUUCGGACUCUAAACAGUGCGCAGCUCGCGCGCGCCCGGGGGCCUCGGCCCUGAACCCGGGAAGGGCUCCUCGCGUCUGCCAGCCUCACCAUAGCGCAGCCAGGGGAGGCAUCCGGAGCUGAACCCGCGGCAGGUUUUUAGCAACAUGAAUGCAGGGUCUGGAUCUUACCUAUCAAGAGUUUAUCUCCAGCACCUAAUGCCUGGAAUCUAGGUUAAAUGUUUAUUUGGCUACUUGGCUACUGAUACAAGAAUACAAAAUGAAUAACUCAACAAAUUCCUCUAAUAAUGGCCUGGCUCUUAGCAGUCCUUAUAAGACCUUUGAAGUGGUAUUUAUUGUCCUUGUGGCUGGAUCCCUCAGUUUGGUGACCAUUAUUGGGAACAUUCUGGUCAUGGUUUCCAUUAAAGUCAACCGCCACCUCCAGACCGUCAAUAACUACUUUUUGUUCAGCUUGGCCUGUGCUGACCUCAUCAUAGGUGUUUUCUCCAUGAACUUGUACACCCUAUACACUGUGAUUGGCUACUGGCCUUUGGGACCUGUGGUGUGUGACCUUUGGCUAGCCCUGGACUACGUGGUCAGCAAUGCUUCAGUUAUGAAUCUUCUCAUCAUCAGCUUUGACAGGUACUUCUGUGUUACAAAACCUCUGACCUACCCAGUCAAGCGGACCACGAAAAUGGCAGGUAUGAUGAUUGCAGCCGCCUGGGUCCUCUCCUUCAUCCUCUGGGCACCAGCCAUUCUCUUCUGGCAGUUCAUUGUUGGGGUGAGAACUGUGGAGGAUGGGGAAUGCUACAUUCAGUUUUUUUCCAAUGCUGCUGUCACCUUUGGCACUGCCAUCGCGGCCUUCUAUUUGCCAGUGGUCAUCAUGACCGUGCUGUAUUGGCACAUAUCCCGAGCCAGCAAGAGCAGGAUAAAGAAGGACAAGAAGGAGCCGGUGGCCAACCAAGACCCAGUUUCUCCAAGUCUGGUGCAAGGAAGGAUAGUGAAGCCAAACAACAACAACAUGCCCAGCAGCGACGACGGUCUGGAGCACAACAAGAUCCAGAAUGGCAAAGCCCCCAGAGAGGCCGGGACUGAGAACUGCGUCCAGGGGGAGGAGAAGGAGAGCUCCAACGACUCCACCUCCGUCAGUGCUGUCGCCUCUAACAUGAGAGAUGAUGAAAUAACUCAGGAUGAAAACACGGUUUCUACUUCCCUGGGCCAUUCCAAAGAUGAGAACUCUAAGCAAACAUGCAUCAAAAUUGUCACCAAGACCCAAAAAGGUGACUCAUGUACCCCAACUAAUACCACCGUGGAGCUAGUUGGGUCUUCGGGUCAGAAUGGAGAUGAAAAACAGAACAUUGUAGCCCGUAAGAUUGUGAAGAUGACCAAGCAGCCUGCAAAAAAGAAGCCUCCUCCUUCCAGAGAGAAGAAAGUCACGAGGACGAUCUUGGCUAUUCUCUUGGCUUUCAUCAUCACUUGGGCCCCGUACAAUGUCAUGGUGCUCAUUAACACCUUCUGUGCACCCUGCAUCCCCAACACAGUGUGGACCAUGGGUUACUGGCUGUGUUACAUCAACAGCACCAUCAACCCUGCCUGCUAUGCUCUUUGUAAUGCCACCUUCAAGAAGACCUUUAAACACCUUCUCAUGUGUCAUUACAAGAACAUAGGCGCCACAAGGUAAAACAUCUUUGAUAAAGAGGAAGCUAGGAAAGGAUAUAAGAGGUAAAAGAGCUCCUAGUUUUAAAAUCUCUGCCAUUGCACUUUAUAGUCUAAUUAUGGACCUUACAAUUCAGGAGCCCAAUAGCAGUACUCUAACCAAGCCUAUGCUCCAGUUUGAGAAACUCACACCUUGUAAAACUGUUUAGGAGCAGUGGGACAAUGAAAGAGACAUGUUGGAAUUGUAGAUUCAAGGAAUUAUCUACGCUCUCUCCUACUCUCUUGAAGAAGGGCUUCUGCGUCUACCAUUUUAUCAGUCUGCACAAGAAGAAUAAACUCGUUCCUUUCCCGUUUCUUUUUGUUGUUGUUGUCUCAUGUGUCCAUUGGAGGAUGAAAUGUACAGUGACAUGCUUCCAUGGAGACGUAAACACAAGAACAAUAAACUCUAUCCAAGGAAGAAGUGAAGAAAGAAAAAUCACACAUACGAAAAGAAAAAGAAAAAAAAAGGAUACAGAAAUGAUCUCCAGAGUGUUAAGCAUAAUGUAUCUUUUUGUUAUGGUGUUAUUUAGAGGAUUUCAAUGUAAUAAAUGCUCUUAUUUUUUUUUUUCACCGUUCCUUUACCUACCAUGAAGAAAAAGCAAACAAACAAAAAAAUCCAACUAGGUCACAGCAUUUUUUUUUUUUCAAUUUAUGGUGUUAUUUUUUUUGUAAUUCUCUGCUCUGAGUUGUUUAUGGGCAAUCCUUGUCAGACUUUUGCUAAAUGCAGCAGGAGAUACCAUGAAAAUGGGCACUUCAGCCACCACCACUGUGUAUUUUGCAUUCUUGGGGGUAUAAAAUCCUAUGAGGAUUCAGUUUAUUUAUUAUCCUGUAUGUGAAAUGUUUCAACCAAUCUGUUUUUUUCCCUAAACAAGGUUUUUUUAUUUUAACAGAAUACCAUACCUAAAACUUAAAUAUGCUUGAGAAACCAAAGUCAUUGUAAGAUUUAGGUUUCAUUCAGUUAAUUAAUGGUCAAUGUAGUUGGGGAAAGUUUACUAAGACCAGAUGAAUUUUGAGAUGAAAACACUAGAAGUUUGAAUUCUGUUUCACCUUGAAUCUGCCUGAACUAAGUAUAACUGUGAACUUGUAAAACAUGAAAUUCUUCCUGACUUAGUCAGUAGGAAGGGAAUGUGGCAUUGUUCAUUUGGAAUCCUAUACAGGAUUGACAUCCCCACAUAGCACCAGGGUCUUCUGGGUCAGUCCCAUGAGUAUAAAACCUUCUAUCCGAAAUCUGCUAAAGAAACAUAUUUACAAUAUAAUCGGGCGAGGUUGUCUGAUACUAGCCUAUGACCCAGUGAAGGGAAAAAUGAAAAAUUCAAAAUCAUUUACUGAAACCAUAUGUUCCAUAUUCCUCAAAUUUCCAAAUCUCCCUAACAUUAUUUAAACUCAAAUUCUCCUAUCAGUAGAAUUAUAGUAAUCUUUGUGACAGAAAAACAGUGGAUAACUGAACAGAGGCCAAAUGAGCUCACAGAAGGAUUUGGGUGGCUAUUCCUUUGGUAUUUCUCACCAUCCAGUAGUAGACCGUAAAAAAGUCAUGUCAGGAGCUCUUGUUUAAAUGGUGGAAUUAUACAGAAUCUCGUCUGUAUAGAGACUUUUUAUUGGGUAGGCCAAAUAAAUAGAGGAUUAUGCUCA
This is a messenger RNA of Nycticebus coucang (slow loris), 3857 nucleotides long. It is a transcript of the gene CHRM2, whose product is annotated as cholinergic receptor muscarinic 2. The transcript is spliced from 4 exons. Gene Ontology annotation, biological process: regulation of heart contraction; regulation of smooth muscle contraction; chemical synaptic transmission. Lineage: Eukaryota; Metazoa; Chordata; Mammalia; Primates; Lorisidae. Gene Ontology annotation, cellular component: plasma membrane; synapse; dendrite. Gene Ontology annotation, molecular function: G protein-coupled acetylcholine receptor activity; G protein-coupled serotonin receptor activity. Bases 814 to 2214 code for a protein of 466 amino acids. The record is from RefSeq and is a predicted model, not a curated record.